Molecule: messenger RNA, 1426 nt
Organism: Tripterygium wilfordii
Lineage: Eukaryota; Viridiplantae; Streptophyta; Magnoliopsida; Celastrales; Celastraceae
Product: NAC domain-containing protein 96-like
Exons: 6
Coding region: 6-1385 (459 amino acids)
Biological process (GO): regulation of DNA-templated transcription
Molecular function (GO): DNA binding
Source: RefSeq, a predicted model, not a curated record
GAUCAAUGGCUCCUGUUUCAUUGCCUCCUGGUUUCCGGUUCCAUCCCACCGACGAGGAACUUGUUUCUUAUUACCUCAAAAGAAAGAUCAAUGGCCAUAGGAUUGAAUUGGAGGUCAUUGCUGAAGUUGAUCUCUACAAAUGUGAGCCUUGGGACUUACCAGGGAAGUCAUUGUUACCAAGCAAAGAUCUGGAAUGGUAUUUCUUCAGUCCAAGAGAUCGAAAAUACCCGAAUGGAUCAAGAACUAAUAGAGCAACACAAGCUGGUUAUUGGAAGGCCACAGGAAAGGAUAGAAAAGUGAACUCCCAAAUGUGCGCAAUUGGGACGAAGAAAACCCUAGUUUACUACAGCGGAAGAGCUCCUCAUGGUAAUCGUAUGGAUUGGGUUAUGCAUGAAUAUCGCCUCAACGAGCGAGAAUGCGAGACUCCCUCUGGUUUGCAGGAUGCGUCCGCGCUCUGUCUUGUGUUCAAGAAGCCUUCAAUUCCCCUAAAGAUGAAUGUGGAGAGUAAUAGCUAUGGUGGUGGUGUAACUAGGAAUAAUCAAAUGGGUAGUGACCAAUGUUCAUCUAGUGUUGAAUUAUAUUCAGAAGGUAGAUGUCAUGAAGAACUUGAUCAUCAGAGCAGCUCGGGUUAUCAUCGUCGACAAAUCCCAAUAAUGGAUACAUGUAAUGCUCUCAGUAAUGUCAAUGACACAAGAGAUCAUGGAACAUGGACACAAUACUUAGUUGAUAUAGCAUUGGAAUGUGCAAGGCUUCAACAAAGGUUCACACUACCACCAUUAGCGGUUGAAAACUUCUCUCAAGCUGCAGGUGGAUUCACUGACCUAAAGAUGCAGCAAUGGAGUACUGCCAUGGGAAAUCAAACCUCGAAUCUUGAGCCUGACAUUUUGCGGGAGAUUCUUUUGGUUACUCAGGCAUCUCAAGAACUUAUAAACCAGUCUAAUGAUCACAAUCUUCAUCAAGUUACAUGGGGUGGAAAUUACACUACUAAUCAGCAUGACUUCAGUUUCAUGGCUGCCAUGGAUGAUAUAAACUCUAUGAGCCAUAACGACAAGCCAUGGAACGGUCCAAGCGCGACGAGGUCAUUAGAGAUUAUGGGAGAUAUUGAUGAAGAUUUCAAGCCAGAGAGAAAUGUAGAGAACUUGAGAUGGGUAGGAAUGUCAAAUGAAGAGUUGGAGAAGAACUUUGGGGAUGAUCGCCACAAGAUUGUUCCUAUAGAAGAUCUAUCAAUCUUGCAGAGAAAUGAUGAUCUUGAAGAAGUUCAAGUGGAGAAUGAGAAUAAUCACAGGAACAUCGGAUUCAAGGAUACCGCUGAUUACUCGAUAGGAUUCACGGAUGAUACCCCAAAUUUCACAGACAACGUGGAAGAUGAUUUACUCUACCACUGAUGAGUUAAAAGGGGGUGUUACUCUAUCACUGAGUUAAAAGG